Messenger RNA from Xylona heveae TC161, 3035 nucleotides. RefSeq lists its product as hypothetical. The coding region runs from base 478 to 2808 and encodes 776 amino acids. Gene Ontology annotation, cellular component: plasma membrane. Gene Ontology annotation, molecular function: transmembrane transporter activity. NCBI's taxonomy places the organism in Eukaryota, Fungi, Ascomycota, Xylonomycetes, Xylonales, Xylonaceae. The record is from RefSeq and is a predicted model, not a curated record. Gene Ontology annotation, biological process: transmembrane transport. The transcript is spliced from 4 exons.
AAAGGACAUUGAAUCUCUGUCUCUCUCCCUCCCAUUGUUCCGCAUCACGCACGCACCGGAUCUGCCUACGGCCCGGGAGUAACCUGGACUCGCUUACACCAUCCCCGGAGUGAUUCACCUCACCGCAUCCAGUGCAGCUUAGACUUGAGCUUCUCCAGCUUUGUCCGACAAAGCGACGUCGGGCCUACUGAUCCUUUUGUCUUUUCCCUUCGCCCCUGGAUGAUAUCUUCUCACCUUAUCUUUCACACUUGUCCUGUCUUGUGACUGACAGGCUUCUAUUUUAUCAUUUCCUGUCUUCUGCCUGAAACACUUCCGUUAGGCUGUAGACUCCGGCUGGAUCACCUGCCUAGGUCGUUGCUCACGCUACCCGCACUUACUACGCUUAUCGCUGAACCAGACAUUGGGACCUUUUGGGUUGAUUCCCCCACAAGACGGCCACGGCGAAAGGCGUAGGAGGAACAUAAGCGGUCGAGGAAUAUGUUUUCUGAAUACGCCUCCCGCUUCCUGGCUCAGUCGCAGUCCCGAAUCUCCUUCCUCCAGCCAGAUGCCAACAAUGAUACUUCCUCCCGAAACCCCUCGGAUCGCCAGCGGCGUCUGAACCCGGGUCCUUCAAGAUUUCCGUCGUCCCGGUCGAUCCUACAACGACCUGCCAUGGGCAGCCCAUAUCAGCCCUCGGCAUCGCAAGUCUCGCAGUUCCCGUUCGCGUCUCGAGCUGGAAACCCUGCUCCGCUCUUUUACAGUGCGACGGACGAGUUCCGGGAAGAGGACGACGAGGAAGAGCACGAGCGUGAGGUGGCUGAUUUCUAUGCGCUGCAGCGCUCGCGGCGUCAGUUUGGCGGAAGCCGGCUGGUGGACUCGUCGGAAGUGGAUGACGAUGACGAUGCUAGUCGAGGAUCUGGGCUCGGUCAAAGCGAGAACUCCGAAGGCAGAGCCUCUCACGAUAGACUGUUUGGCAAGGGUGCGGGUAUUCGGAGCUCUUGGAAGGGCACUCGGUCGACAAGAGCAAAGAAGCCAGAUUCGUUUGGUGAGCGAGAAAAGGAAAAUGAAGAGAAUGGAGAAUGGGAUGGCAGCGACAAGAGCAGAAGCAAAGGAAAAAUGGUAGACAUUGGCUUAGAGUCAUCCAUAGGCGACAGUGUCGAGCCUUUGGAUCAUUCGAAUCCUGGUGAUUUGGCGAUUGAAAUGCCUCCAGACGACCAUCCACCUGCUUUUCAACAAUUCCGUCGACCACCAGACGCCAAGACAUCUUUUCUACCGCGAGAGACCGACAAGGAAACUGCAUUUGCGCACCCUCGACCACCAAGCUCUGAUGCUUCUAGUGUCCCUCCAACAAUUUCAUACCCACCAGUAGAACCGCCACGCCAUGAUCCAUUCUGGGCAUCCCUCUUCCUCAUCUGUCUUGCCUCUCUCUUCGCCACAUUUUUCCUCGUGUUCCUGCAUACUUCUGCGCCCGACCGCAAACAUCCCCUCGGUGAUACUAUCUAUACCACAUUGCAUUCAUCGUUUCAUCUCUUAGCAACCGAUACCCUUGUCGCAGUAAUCGUCUCUCUGCUUUGGCUCGCUAUUCUCAGGUCAUUUGUCCGGCCUCUGGUUUACCUAAUCCUGAUCGCGGUCCCCAUUAUUCUCUUUUCGUUUUCCCUCUAUCCCUUAAUAUCCUCUUACAAGGGGCAAUGGCACGGCAAGAGCGUACAAGAUCGAGCCAUGCGGUGGCUCUCUUUUAUUCCCGGAGUCAUUGCCGCUCUCUGGACGUAUACGGUCUACAGGGGACGCCACUCCUUUGGAAGAGCCAUUGGAAUCCUAGAGUUUGCGUGUCGGAUUCUUACCGCCAAUCCAGCUCUUCUCAUUGUCGGCUUCGCCACUCUUGCAGGCGUGGUAGCAUGGACAUGGGUUUGGAUGGGGAUGUUCACGCGCGUCUUUCUCGGCGGCCACUUGUCCGCGACCAAGCACAUGUUCAUCAUUGACGCCGGUACAUGGUGGCUGGGUGUCUUUUUCAUCCUGGUCUACCUCUGGACGCUCGCCGUGGGGUCUGGGAUCCAGCGCGCCACCACCGCUGCUACCGUCAGUCAAUGGUAUUUCCACCGGUUGGCCAUUCCCGCGCCAACCUCGCGGCAAGUCGUCCAGGCGGCACUCACCCACGCCUCGUCUACGUUAUUCGGCACCAUUUGCUAUUCCACUUUACUCUCCAUCCUCGUUCGUCUGCCACUAGUCGUCCUGCCCCGCCGCAUCGUCGCGCUCGUCAGCGUCUGCGCAUACUCCUUGAUCCCCACGCCAAUCGCCGCCUUGACUAAUCCUCUCACUCUGACCUACGCCGCCAUUCACUCCCAACCAUUGACCAUUUCCGCACGCGGACUCUCCCAGAUGACUUUCCUCGCCGCUGCCUCCCCCACAUCCACUCUCCACCCUCGAACCUUUUCAACUACCUCUUCACGACCAGGUGGCGGCGGCGGUGCCUCAUCCCCUUUACUCCCCUACAGACUCGCCAAACUCCUCCUCCAUGCCACCCGCUUCAUCAUGUCCCUUGCCCUAGGGUUCGGCGGCUGGGUCAGCACCGCCCGAACCCUGACCAUCCAGAGCAGCGCCAGUGGUGGAACCGGCGGCGUCGGCGUGCGCGGCAGUCUCUACGCCUACGUCGUCGGCCUGAUCGCCGGCGCAAUCGGCUGGGCCGUGCUCGGCGCCAUGGAAGGCGUCCUUGCAGGCAUCGUCGACGCGGGUGUCGUCUGCUGGGGAAGUGAACGAGGCGCUGGCGGCGGUCGUGAGGCGCGGUAUUGUCUUGAGGCGGAGUACUUGUUUGGUGGCGGCAGGGAUGCAUAGUGUAGUUUUGUUCUGUCUCUUUCUUUCAUCAAUGUCAUUUUUUUAUCCCUUUGUCCUCCUUAGCCAUUUGUCUCUAUGUAUUUAAUUUUAUUACAUUUAGGGUACUAGGUUGUUGUUGCUGUUUAUUUCUUUCGUGAUUGAUGUCAUUGGAUGGACUUGACAACUUGACAUGUACGGUACGGAGUACCCGUAGGUAGUUGCAAUACAUUUCACCCUUCCCACUACAC